This is a messenger RNA of Acanthochromis polyacanthus (spiny chromis), 4491 nucleotides long. Its product is annotated as inhibin beta B chain. Gene Ontology annotation, biological process: SMAD protein signal transduction; BMP signaling pathway. The record is from RefSeq and is a predicted model, not a curated record. The coding region runs from base 423 to 1574 and encodes 383 amino acids. Lineage: Eukaryota; Metazoa; Chordata; Actinopteri; Pomacentridae. Gene Ontology annotation, molecular function: cytokine activity; hormone activity; growth factor activity. The transcript is spliced from 2 exons. Gene Ontology annotation, cellular component: extracellular region.
CACUUUACGCACGUAUUAAUAUAAAGCCGCAGGUGAGAUCAUGUACUGCCAGAAGCACAAAUGAGGCUAUAUGGAUUUCCGCAGUGAUUGUGAGUCAAUACCCUGUGCGCGAGCGUGCGUUAUGUGUGUGUUGUGAGUUCUUGUGUUGUGAGAGGACAGACAGAUGCUUUGCCAGUAAUUUCCACGGUGCCCCGGUGCGUUCAUUGGUGCAUCCCUCCAACGUGUCACCCGUUUUGGUGGAUUACCACAGAUAUCUUCACCAUCAGGAGGAGUGAAACACCACUCCGUUUUCACAGCUCCUGUCUUCACGGUGUCCAGCUGCUGCCAACACACAUUUGGGAAACUUGUGGUUUCCCAAAGAAGAACUCAGGGAAGAGGAUUAGAAUUUUUUUAUUCGUUGUUUACGCACGUCGAGUGCAACAAUGCAUUUGUUUACUUCAGAGUCAAGGACCAGGUCGUCUUUUUCAGUCUCGGUUUUUCUUUUUUUGACACCCUUGCUGCUAAAGGGUCUCUGGGUCAGUGGCUCCCCGGGCUGCGCGUCCUGCGGCUUGUCGGGGAUGGACAAAGAGGCAGAGGAACGGCUGAUGAUAGAGUUCGCCAAGCAACAACUUUUGGACAAGCUGCACCUGAAAGAGAGACCAAACAUCACUCAGACGGUUCCCCGUGGGGCGCUACUCACGGCGCUGCGCAAACUGCACUCGGGGCGCGUCAGACAGGACGGCACCCUUGAACUAGAAAAUAACAUACCAGCCAAAGAUCAAGGCUAUGAAAUAGUGAGCUUUGCAGAUAUAAAUAAGGCAGGGGAUGGUGAUAAGGCAAGUCUUAGCCUUACCUUCCAGUUUCUACAGGAACAUGGCCAAAGUAUCCAGGUCCUCCAAUCAUCACUGUGGAUCUAUGCCCGCUCCUCUGAAGACCCUCACCGGGACUCCCGUCUCCUUGCCCGUGUCUUCCUCACUGCAGAUGAUGGGCUCUCAGGCUCUAAUCGCACCCUGGUGAUAGAAAAGAUGCUGGAUGUCCAGGAGAGUAAUUGGCACACUUUCCCCAUUACCCGCACCCUGCAGACCUUCCUGGACGGGGGCCAACGGCGCCUACGGUUGGAGGUCAGCUGCGAAGAAGAUGGGAAGAACCUUUGCUCCCUGGAUGCCUCAGUAGACACCCCCAACCAGCCCUUCCUGGUGGCGCAGGUGCGUCUCCGUGAAGACCACUCCAAACGCUCACUCAGGAAGCGCUCACUGCGCUGUGGCGCUGAUGUAACUGUGUGCUGCAAGAGAGACUUCUACAUCAAGUUCAAAGAUAUCCAGUGGGAUGAGUGGAUCAUUGCACCUGAAGGCUACCAUAUGAACUACUGCAUGGGCCAGUGCCCCCAACAUCUCGCUGGAUCCCCAGGAAUAGCAUCCUCCUUCCAUGCCACCGUCUUCAGCCAGCUCAAAGUCAACGGCAUUAACACAGCUACAACUUCAUGUUGCAUUCCCACAGAGCGCCGACCACUUUCCAUGGUCUACUUCAACUCUCAGCACAGCAUUGUUAAAACUGACGUCCCUGACAUGAUAGUGGAGUCCUGUGGAUGCACAUAAAGGACAGAAUUUAGAAGACAUGGUUAACUUAGAUGUUUUGUGUGUGUGUGUGGUAGACUUAAAGACAUAGGAAAACACACAUGAACAGUGUAGACACGUCUACAGACAUCUGUGGUACUUUUCCACACAUGACUACAGGCUACAAAAUGAGAAAGAAGUAUUGUAAACAAAUACAUUCUGAGCAAUAUAGAUGCUAAAUGCUUCAUUUCAUAUUUUUUUCCCAAAAAGGAAUCGAUUUUUUUUUUACUAGUACUUUUUAAAAAAAUAGGAAGCACUAAGUUUGUUUUGUCACUAAACGGUAUGUAGUAUGUGUUUUUCACAAAGAUAGAAAAUAAUGAUGCACACAUUCUGUUCCAAAUCAAGAUUAGACUGCGGAAAUUACAGGCACAAAGAAAAAGAAAUCAUUAUUUUAAGUAUGGCCACGGCAGUCCAGUAUAUGUUAGUGACAAAAGUUGCAAAAAAACAAAAAACUGACCACUUCAAAUUCUAUUUUAACAAUACUAUUCAUCAUUCACAGUCAUUUUUAUUUAUUUAUUUUUGUUUUAUUUUAGUAAAGAGCAGGUUGUAAAUAAGAAAACCCACUACUCAGUUUUAAAGACUGGAACAUUUUUCAGUGCUAGAAGUGAGUGAAGCUAAAUAAGUUUAUACAUAGUGUCACAAAUCUUCCUCCAUUUGUCAGAGGCAUAAACAAAGAGUGGAUGGAAACUAAGCAACCUUAACAUAUGGCAGACUCAACACAGAUGAAAAAAAGCAGUGAUUUUAAUGUAAAACAUGUACACCGGUAACAUGUAUACUUAUUUUAUUGAGAAAUCAAUGUAAACUGUUAAUUUAAGUGUCAUAUGUAGCUCAAUAAUUUAGUUUUUCACAAUUGCUGCUGAGAUUCAGUUCAAAGAUGCAGUAAAAUGUUUAAUGGAUCUCAGGAAACUGUGAGCAGAACUGAUGCCAAUUUUAACUCUUUCAAAACUUAAUAUCAUCGUUUCCAGUAUGUUUUGUUAUAGUCACAGUGUCCACAUGUAUAAUAUAUGUGGAAUCUAAAUGCUAUAUUUAAUUUAACUUUUAUAUUUUCAUUGCAAAUUUGCACCUUUCUUUGGUCCACUUAAAUGUUGCCAUUUUAAAGCAAGGCUUUUAAAACGCUAAAAGACACCCUUGAUUUAAAGUGUGCCUUCUUCUGACAAGUGCAACUCGAAGGUUGAAUAUCAAGUCAAAAAGAAGUCAAAAUAACUGACCUUCAGUCUCUCUUUAUUGACUUUUUUAUGUGGACCUUCAUAUAGACAAUUCUUUGUAUUUUGAUCAGUUAAAUUUCCCUCACAUUCAGCAAACACUAUAUUAAAUUGUAAAGUUGUGAUAGCAAGCAGUUCUUAGUACUGUGCAAGAAGCAGUGAACUGAAAUGGUCUGAGCAGGUACAAUCUGUCCUCAGUUCUGUCUCAGUGCAGCCGAUGCUGGACGCAGUGAAUUAUGUUUAAUCAGCAUCUCCACUGUAUUAUUUACACAAGCAAUCAGUUGGGUAACUGUGGCUCUGACAGCAUACGAACCCGAGGUCACUUCUCAGCAGCGUGAGCAAACAUUUAGCUAUUGCUUCAGUGUCAGGUAAUGUGAAGGUCUGUGAGGUAGUUGGGUCAAUGAGCAUGUGGUGUUGCACGUUGGCAUUUAUAGCUCUCAAAGUCUAAAGUGUUCAGGGGUGUUGUAAAAUUAGACCCUUCACAUUUUGAGGUCAUCUAGCUGUAAAUAUGUUUUGAAAGAUGCCAGCAUCAAUUCCUAAAUCACUUAAUAUGAAGCAUUAGUGAAUAAAUAAUGCCCCACAAUGUGAACCUUAACAGUAACUGAGGAUCUACUCACAGCUGGGAAAAAGAAAGCAAAGGAGCACGGUAACAAAUUCUAUGUAAAAACAUUUCAAGAUUCUAUGCCUGGGUAGAUUCUUAGUCAUCUAGGUCAUGGGAAUCUCAGGUAGACGCCAACUUGGACAAACCCAGUUGCCUUCUCCUGAGGCAUUCAGGGUCACUUUAAAAUAUUGGAUUCAGCUGCCAUGUCAAGUCAAAGACUGGCAUCUGUCACCACAUCCCUUUGUCUUUUCCUUUUAUUAAAAGUUAAACCUUUUUAUUGUAUGCCAAGUACAACAUAUUACACUGCUCACACCAAAGACCUUAAGUAUAGAUGUGAGGCCCUGGCCUUGUCUACUUUUCGCCCAUAUUUACACCAAGCACAGCAGAAGUCAAACAGUUUAUCCUCACUGUGUUGGUAAAUUAUAUGUCUUAAGGACCUGGAUUGUACCGCCAUGAUACAAAUUCAAGCUGUACAUUGUAAUCAGACUGUUUUCACCUCUCUCUGUUGCCUCUUAAAGCUAGACUUGUGUCCAUGCAUUAGAGUUUAAACCUGUGUAAGACAAUUUCAACGCUGGAGUUUAUUGUGUGUUUUAUCCUGUGAUCUCUGUCUUGUAAGCACUUCCUGUCCCAGGACUCAAAGAGACAUUGAGGUGCCAUUGUAUCAUAACUUACUAAGCACUUUAUCACCCUACUGUAUUUUUAGAUUGAACUUUGCUGGGUCUAUUACUGUACUCAUAACUCAGGUGGGCGCUGCGUAAAAUGUAAACAGGCCUACAGAAAGCAGAUGUCAAUCAGCUUAUUUACUUAAGCUCUAGUUAUGUUAUAUGUAUUCGCAGAGCAUACAGAUGAUGCCAGAAUUCAUAUAUGCUGUAACUGGUAUAGAAAUGAAGCCAGGAUUUGAAUUCUGUUUCACUUUAAAGUUAUAAUUGUUGUCUUUAUUUUUUUAUAAUAUACUUUAUUUUAUGCACAAUGAAAGAUUUGUAAAAGCAACUAAAUGUCAGGAAAAAUAUAAAGUGCUGAGAUGACAUGAUCACAGUCAAAGUUAUAUUUUUAAUAAAUAAAUUAAUAUUUGAAAUUGAACAAAGUUGUGUUGUAA